This is a messenger RNA of Xenopus laevis (African clawed frog), 2989 nucleotides long. It is a transcript of the gene farp2.S, whose product is annotated as FERM, ARH/RhoGEF and pleckstrin domain protein 2 S homeolog. Gene Ontology annotation, molecular function: guanyl-nucleotide exchange factor activity; cytoskeletal protein binding. The transcript has 14 exons. Bases 613 to 2751 code for a protein of 712 amino acids. Lineage: Eukaryota; Metazoa; Chordata; Amphibia; Anura; Pipidae. The record is from RefSeq and is a predicted model, not a curated record.
GGUGUGGCCUGCUAGUAGCUUCGGCCCGCGGCGACUGUACACUGUGCUCAUAUCAUGGUGUAUUGGUGAUAUUGUAUUAGGCGCGGCUAAUCCACAUACGAGUGCGUUUCACUGAUUCGGCUGCUGGGAGGAUUUAGGGAGUCUCAUUGCUGUGCCAGUGUGUGUGGUGAUAUCGCUUGUGCAUAUGAUUUCACCCCAUGAUUCCUUACACUGAGGCGCCUUACACUUCAUUUUAACUAAACGACCUCCUUUUACAAAGAACUGGUCCAUUUGAGUAGAACUGAGUGAAAUACCUGGAUCUCUACUUGUCCAGUGACGUAUUGAGGAGCUGGCUCUACAUUAGAAGACCUACUUGACCGCCCAGGUCACCAAAUAAGUGGUUAUUUCGUUGGUUCAUUCACCUACCUGAUGAAAUAAAUAAGGCUGAUUGCAAUGCUGGACCCUCCUGAUAACCACAUUGCUCAUGGCCAGUGCAAUCUCCUGGAUCAAUGAGAUCUCCUGUCUGACUUGGUUCCUAUCUGAACAAACAAUGAUCUUCUGAUUUAACAAGGAAUAUCUGAGAACAUAUUAGAGAAUGAUUUAUGCCAAGGAAGGCAUCGCUAAAGGUACACAAUGGGAGAGAUUGAAGGUACUUACCGUAUACUACAGACACCGGGCACCCGUCUGGGCAUGCAGAAGAAUGCUGGGAUAAACACCUUGGAACCUGGCCAGAACCUCAGUACAGCUUUCACCACAAAGUCCCAGAACUAUGAUUCUUACUGUAAUGUGUUGCUGCUGGACGGUAGCACCCUUCCUUUGGAAAUAGGGCCGAAGACCACAGGACAAGCCUUGCUGAGCCAGCUGUUCACUCAUCUCAAUGUGGUGGAGACAGACUACUUUGGCAUUGAGUUUGAGACCUCACAGUCACAGUGGGUCUGGUUGGAGCCUCUGAAAUCUGUUAACAAGCAGCUGCGCAGACCAAAAAAUGCCAAACUGCGCCUGGCUGUGAAGUUUUUCCCUCCAGAUCCUGGUCAGCUGCAAGAAGAAUAUACAAGGUACCUGUUUGCUCUGCAGAUCAAAAGAGAUCUUGAGGAGGAGAAGCUGGUCUGCUUGGAUAAUACAACAGCGCUGCUGAUUUCGCUGCUCUUGCAGUCGGAGAUCGGGGAUUAUGAUCAGAAAGUUGAUCAAGAGCAUUUGCAGAAUAUAUACUAUGUUCAGCGGCAGCACACCCUAGAAGAUCGGAUAAUGAAUUACCAUCAACAGCACAUUGGCAUUUCUCCUGGGGAUGCAGACUUUCAGAUCCUUGAGAUUGGUAGGAGGCUGGAUCUGUAUGGGACCCGUUUUUAUCAAGCUUCUGACCGAGAAGGUGCCAAAAUUAACCUGUCUGUGUCACAUAUGGGAGUGCUGGUUUUCCAGGGCAAUACAAAGAUAAAUACUUUCAACUGGUCAAAGAUUCGAAAACUGAGCUUCAAAAGGAGACGCUUCCUAAUAAAGCUGCAUCCAGAGGUUCAUGGUCCAUAUCAAGAUGCUCUUGAAUUUCUGAUUCAAAGUCGGGACACGUGUAAGAGAUUCUGGAAGAUUUGUGUGGAGUAUCAUAGCUUCUUUCGCCUUCAAGAUCAGCCCAAACCGAAAUCCAAACCAGUCCUGUUAAGCCGGGGUUCCUCUUUCCGAUAUAGCGGGCGAACACAGAAGCAGCUGAUUGAUUAUAUGCGAGACACAAGUGUAAAGAAACCAUCGUACGAGAGGAGACACAGCAAAGCCAGAGUUUCCCCUUGCACUGCGAUCCCUGACCCUCCAAAGCAGAUCCUCACUUUCACUGAGAGUUUGAAGACUCCUUUAUCGUCUUCCCCACCCACCCAACCCCCUCAUUCAUUUUCCAGUGUAACUGUGCCAUCGCCUCAGAAGAACAUGCCUAGAAAUGAUAAUGCUGUGUCAUCUCGACUGCAGGAAGACCCUGUCGGGAAAGCUGCAGAAGAUUCCACACUACCGAUGCACUCAUCAUUACCAGGUCUUAGCCCCCAUCCUACCCCUUUCUUGAGUAGUGAGCAGGAUUCAGAUAGAAUCCGUGAUACAGAUAGCGACCCUCAGAAUGAGAAUGUUAGGUUAUGGGUGUCAGGAGUCUCUGAUCCUUUCCUCCCAACAGAAGAAUACAUAGAUGAUGAUCUGGCUGAUAUAUGCUUUGGUGGAGGGGCAGAGCUGUAUGAUUAUGGUGGGGAUGUGUUACCAUCUGUUGAUGAGGACCAUUCAAUGGAAGAGUAUUACCUUAAGGAGGAAGAUGAAAGUGACUUCAAUGGCAACUCAAGGCCCACGGAUGCUAAUGAGUUAUUUCAAGUGAAAGCUCAGGCAAGUUUGAUGCAAAGUCUGUUGAACCCUUCAGAGAGCAGCUCCCUUGUUCAGCAUCGUUCAGAGUGCAGCUCAUUGCUCCACCAUCACUCCGAAAGCAGCUCCCUUUCCAAUCUCAAUGGGAUGCCUCCUUUUUCCCGCUCUGCCAACCACUCCACUGCUAGUUCCAUGAUCAACUUCCCAGCCUGCUCUGUGAGAUCUGAAUCUAGCUCUGCAUUCCAGUUUGGUGACAUCUUGGACCAACUGGAGCAGCUCAGUUACCCCCCAACAACAACGGAGGACUCCAGCAGCUCCAAUGGCGACUCGUGGGACUCUGAUGGGGAGCCACCCCUUGACAUAAACUUAUUCUUCAGCAAUCCUCUGACAAAUUAUCACGCAAAUUUAACCCAGCUUGGGAUGCCAGAUAAGAAGGAACUAACCGAUCCCUAAAAUAAUGAAGGGCUUUCCAUAAAAGCACAUGAAUACACAGUCUCUCUUUCUGGAAUAUUGCUAUCUGUUCUGUACAAGGGUACAACAACUAGAUUAUUUCUUUUAAUGUCAUUUACUGUGUGCACCGACAUGGUACUUUGUAAAUCCCGAAGCAUGAAAUAUUGCAGGCUGAGCAUGUCCUAGUUUGCAGCUCAUUACUGCUAUAUAAAUGCUUGCCUUCAUGGUCUUUCACCCUCUA